This is a messenger RNA of Bactrocera oleae (olive fruit fly), 6084 nucleotides long. It is a transcript of the gene Orp8, whose product is annotated as Oxysterol-binding protein-related protein 8. Gene Ontology annotation, cellular component: cytosol; intracellular membrane-bounded organelle; membrane. Gene Ontology annotation, molecular function: cholesterol binding. The record is from RefSeq and is a predicted model, not a curated record. Lineage: Eukaryota; Metazoa; Arthropoda; Insecta; Diptera; Tephritidae.
UUCGCAUUAACUUUUAUUUGGUUUCAUUGGAAAAGGUUGAUUCGUUGUUUCUGGGUGCUUUUGGUUACGUUUGGAAAGAUCAGAUGGUGUACGGGCGGAAGGGUAUAGAAUUGGUUUAAAUUAAAUUGAUUUAUAAACAGUUCAGUGUUACUGAAUUAGUUAUUGUUGUGAAAACUACUUUGCUUAAGUUCAAUAAAAAGUAAAGCAGUAUAAAAUAUUUAAUAAAACACAGUGGAAUUUUGUGAAAAAAUCAAUACAAUAUUUAUACGAAAAAAUAUCCUGUUGCAAUAAUAUAAAAUAAAAGUGAACUCAGUGCCUAGAUGCAUUACAGUUUUAGUUUAUAAUACAAAAAACAUUAGCAACGUUGUAAAAAUAUAACAAAAGGGAAAACAAUCCAAAUCGCUUUAUUUGCAAUGACGCAAACUACGCCAGCUGGCUCGGGGGUUUCGAAUGUCAGCAACUUGAUGACGACAAGUAGUACACCGAUACGUAUUGGGAGUGGAUUGAGCGGCUAUCAUGGUAACAGUUCAGCUUCUGUUGCUACUCAUCAUGCACUGACCGGAAAUGAUUCAUCUUCACCGGGUGGUGGCGGUAGUGCUGGCACUGGUGCAUCUGCUGUGCCUCAAUCUAGUAGCGUACCAUCUGGAGCAACCGAUACUCUACGUCAGCAGCUGCAAAGCCAAAUUUCCUUGUCUAUGGGUGCCUCCAAUCAGUCAUUAGGUGUUAGCGCUGGUGCUGUAGGAGUUUCUAGUAUAACACCGCCCAACAGUGCCGGUCUUCGACAAACUGGAGCUUUUGAUUUCAAGUUUAUGCGGCGCGCAUCUUCGAAAGUUCUAUUGCCAAAACUUCCGUCCACAGAUAGCUUGAGCAACAGUCCGGGUCCAUCAUCGCCAGGACUUGCCAGUUGGGCAACAGAUAGUCGUGACAAAUACGAUGGCAAUCAAACAGAUAAGACGCCGGGAGAUCCAUCCAAGCUUAACCGGAAGGAGUCUUACAAGGCGCAACGCAAGAAUUAUCGUCGGGAAAAGAAACGUGUUGCGUCUGAAUUGCUGAAUUCGCUGCAGGAUCCCACUGUGGUGGUGCUAGCUGAUUGGCUUAAGGUACGUGGCACACUGAAGUCAUGGACAAAGCUGUGGUGUGUUUUAAAGCCCGGCAUGAUGCUGCUCUACAAGAGUCCCAAGCUGAAGAGCAGCCAUUGGGUGGGCACAAUAAUGCUGACUUCAUGUCAGGUCAUCGAGCGGCCGAGCAAGAAAGACGGAUUCUGCUUCAAGCUUUUCCACCCACUGGAGCAAUCGAUAUGGGCGCCACGUGGACCAGACAAGGAGACAAUAGGCGCAGUCGUUCAACCCUUACCAACCGCUUAUCUGAUAUUUCGCGCACCCAGUCAGGCGGCUGGCAAAUGUUGGAUGGAUGCACUGGAGCUCUCCUUGCGCUGUUCAGCAUUGCUCUUGCGUUCCAACAGCAGUUUAGGUGCUGUGCAGGGCACCAGUGCCAACGACAAUGCGCAGAUAUCGCAUGAAACCCAAUGGUCGGAGGCGGAUUAUGAGAAGCAUUUCAACGAACAUGACCCACAUCCUGAGAACUUCUCACCGAGUGGUAGCAUGCAGAAACAAUAUUCGCAGUAUCUUAUGGUGCCCGAAUUGAGCAAAUCGCACGCUAGUUCGGACACAAGUUUGACAUCACGUGCACAGACACCAAUUUUGCAGCAACUUUACAUGACAAUGACCCAUUGGGAGCGUGUUGUUGCCAAUUCGGCGGAGAAAAAUUUACGCAAACUUCGCAAAUCCAAACAUUUAGGCAAACGUGAUUCAUUCGAGGGCAUGAGUUCAAUGGGUGAUCUCAGUGAUGUUUCGAGUGUUGACUUUCCAUCUAUGCUGGAAAUGCACCAAUCGUUAAAAUUGAAGGCACGUCGACAAAAUCAAUUUAUGAAAUCGGCAUCGUUAGGCCCGAUGACACGUGAGACAUCGUCAUCGGUUGAUUCUGUUGAUGAAAAUGCAGAGCUGGAGGCAAGAUCAGGCGCAUCUAGGGCAUUGAGCGCACCACCUUUUGUGCUCAACGUUAAGGAUCUUGAUGGCGAUAGCCAAAACGAAGGUGGUCCAGCCGCUAUGUCAGGCGUCGAUACAGAAUCAGAAUCAGAUCAAGAGGCUGUGGUCGAAGACGAAGAGCCGGAAACACCAUAUGUGCCACUCACCGAAGAGGAGUUCGGCUCCGUGGGUGAACAGGUGGAAGAGCUUGCAGACGAGAACAAAAGCUUAAUUUGGAUUCUGGUUAAGCAAGUUCGGCCAGGCAUGGAUUUGAGUAAGGUGGUUUUGCCGACAUUCAUACUCGAACCACGUUCAUUUUUGGAUAAGCUGUCCGAUUCAUAUUACCAUGCCGACAUCUUGUCGAGGGCUGUUACCGAAGAUGAUCCCUUUACGCGUAUGAAGACCGUAGUACAAUGGUAUCUAUCAGGUUUCUACAAAAAACCAAAAGGCUUAAAAAAGCCCUACAAUCCCAUAUUGGGUGAAACGUUCCGCUGCUAUUGGGAGCAUCCAAACGGCAGUCGUACAUUCUAUAUCGCCGAACAGGUGUCCCAUCAUCCACCAGUGUCGGCGUUUUAUGUGACAAAUCGCCAGGAUGGUUUCUGCAUCAGUUGCUCCAUCUUGGCUAAAUCGAAGUUCUAUGGCAACAGCACAUCAGCUGUACUGGAAGGCGUUGCCACACUCACGUUGCUACCACGUGGUGAAACGUAUACAUUGAAUACACCAUAUGCUCAUUGCAAGGGCAUACUUGUUGGUACACUGUCCAUGGAGUUGGGCGGCAAAGUUAACAUUGAGUGCGAGAACACCGGUUACAAGACGGAACUGGAAUUCAAGCUGAAACCAUUCCUGGGUGGCUCGGAUUAUACCAAUUUAAUUUCGGGUAAAAUUAAGUUGGGCAAAGAGACCAUGGCCAACAUAACUGGUCAUUGGGACACCGAAAUGACAAUCAAAGAAGCUAAAACUGGCGAAGAAACUGUACUUUUUAAAGCGGAUGCCGAUACAAAACACAAGCGUCUAGUGCGCUAUGUAGUACCUUUGGACGCUCAGCUACCAAACGAAUCGGAACGUUUGUGGGAGAAAGUAUCGCUAGCGAUACGAAACGAUGAUCAGGUUGGUGCAACCGAGGAGAAGACCGAGUUGGAGGAAGCGCAGCGCAACUCUGCAAAGGAGCGCAAAGUAUUAUCAAUUGAGUGGACACCGGUACAUUUUAACUUCGAUCCCAUAAUAACACAGUGGAUGUAUACUUAUGCUGACUUACGUCCAUGGGAUCAACGCAACGACUUGAAACAGUACGAAGCGAAUUACAAAGUACUCACGAAGACACGCCAUCGAGCGCCAAUGGUGCGUAACCCGAGCAUCGUAACUGCCGAUCCAAUGCAGUUAAUUAAAUCAUCUUCUCUAUUGAAGGUAAAACAUAAAAGCCUAUCGAUUUUGGGUCCACCACACGACGAUGAAAAAACCGAUUCGAGUGCAUCAAAUCCGGAUGUGAAUAAGGAGCCACACGAGAAAUCGAACAAAUCAAUACGAAAACUGGUAUCAGCCAUUGAAAAGAUGAAUCAUACUCUGGAGGAGCAAACGAAGCAAUUGCGUGUAAUCCAAACAAAUUUGGAGCGAAUUCACUAUAAUCCCAGACUAAUGGCGCCGACUACAUCUACUGGACGUUAUGCUGACAUUGUGCCGCGCACCGUGCCACAAACGGUGGUUAUAAAAUCAAUGGUUUAUGCAUUCGUUGGCCUAGCGGCCUGCUUUGUUAUGAAAUGGAUGUUUAAGUAAAUCAAGUAUUAACUCGGUUGUAGCGGUGAACGAAUCAUAAGUUGAAUUAGUUAGGUAAAACGCUUAUUGUUCAAAUAAUCAUUGAUGUUGUUGUUGUCAGCGCAACGAGACCGUGUGCAAUAUUGUAUCACACAAGUAAAUAUACAUCAAGCGAUGUAACCGUAAAUGUUGCUUAAAUUACGGUUUUACUGUACACAUUUUUACUCUAACUUUAAAAUCGUUUUUAAAAUAAUAUGUUACUAUAGUAUUACCUCAACUUGAAUUAUGUUAAGCUAUUUUAAACAUUUUCCUAUAUAUUUUUCGCGUUUAGGUUGUAAACUUUUCAAAAACCUCUAAACUACAUGCAAAUUGUUUUAUAUACAGGCGGUUUGAUAUUGUGUAAUUAUACAUAUACAUACAUUUAUGUACAUAAGUUUAUUAUGUAUUUGCACGAAAAGUGUAAAGAGUUGUGUAUGUUUAUAAGUAAGAUAAUAAUUUUAUUUGAGCUUUACUAUGAAAAUCUCGAUGUCUUUUAAGCUAAGUGCUGCUUAUGCAAUACGUACUACUGAACAGUGGCUUAUUCGGCAGCUGGUACAGUUGCUUCAUAUCAGAGAUUAAGGGACACACCUGUGGCAACCUAAAUUGUUUUAAAAUAAUAUUUAUUUGAGGAUAUGGCUAUACAUAUUUUAAGAAUAUACAGCAAAUUUUGAAGAAAAAAAUUAAAUUUUUUUUCAAGUUACACGCGUUGUUGUGGUUGUAGCGACAGAAUUCUGCCGAGUUCACAGUCCUUGGCCGGAUAAAACCGUGCCGGUUACGUAGACCCGACUGUCGUGGGAACGCGUUCUCCGACGCCGCUAAAAAAAAGAUCUUUCACUGCUGCAUUGGUUUCAACCACUUCCGUAGAUCAAAAAUAAAAAAAAAUCUCUACUAGAAGUUGUCGGUACAAUAACCUACGGUCGAAAAAAAAUCGUCAAAAUGGUGGCGGUUAAAGAAAAGUGUAAUUUUACACAAAAUUUUUGUCAUUUUUGGCCUGCCAAAAUUCGAUUUUUGAUCAGAUCAAAAAAUUUGUAGGUCAUUGUAUGGAGAACUAUAACAAUAAAUACAGAAUAUGCGGAUAAAAUUUGAUAAUCACUCAAGCAUAUUUGAAAAAUGUGUAAAGAUAAACUGUUGUAGUUGAUUGCACUGAGCGAUUACACUUUAUAAGGCUGUAACUCAAAAACUACUCUAUUAAAACUCAAAAAUCGAUUCUUAAUUUAAGAUUUUAGUAUGUUAUUUUUAAAGGUAUAAAAUAAAAUUGUUUUUUUUUUUUUGUAAUUUCUUUUUGUAUUUUUUUUUCUUUUGUAAUUUCUUUGUGUAUUUUUUUUUCUUUAGUUUUCGCUUUUUUACUUGGUGGGCAAUUUAAUUAGAAUAUAGUGGAGAAGUCUCGAGUAGAAAUCUCCAGAAUUGUUAGUGUCACAAUCUUAUGUAAAUUCAAAAUUAAACUACUGGCGGUUCACACAACUAUCACCAGUAAUAUUUUCCUAUUUUUUGACAAAUUUUUGGAGCUAAUUUCUUUCAUAAGUUGUUUUGAGGUUAGAUGUUUUGAAAUCAGGAGUUGGUAUGUUUUUUUUUAAUUAUUAUUUAGUUUUUUUUUUUGUUGUAUUAAUGUUCUGCAACCAUUUAUCGUUAAAUUACUAUUAAUGUAGGGAAACAUUGCUCUUGGCACAUGGAUCCACUGUAAACAUAAUAAAUAAAUUUGAUUUCUUUUAUAAAUACUACAAGUAUAUAUUUUUUAUUUUAACUAUUAUAAAAAAUAUUUUAAGAUUAAAAGAAGAAGAAGCUAUUAGCUGCAUGUUGGAUUUGUGAAAAGCUGUUGUUCGUGUUAGCGAGAUAUUAUGUAAUGUAACUCAUAUGUAUUUUUAUUAUGUAUCGUGAUCGUGUCGUGAUUUGCAUCAACGAAGUAAGACAUUUAAAAUUUAAACAAGAAAAUACAAAUUUAUAACAUGUUCUGAUUAUCGCACCAAACAUCGAUGGUUACAUUUAGGAAAUAUCUGUCUCUUUCACUAUCUUUCUUGGUCACACAACGCACUUGAACGGCAUAUGAAUUAAAAAAAAAAUACUUUCCACAAAAUAAAAGCACCAUGACAGGAAUCAACACAAAUUCGCUUAUUAGCCACGAUUAGACUAUAGAAUAUAUUGCUAUGUACGCUAAAAAAAAAUUUAUUCUGUUAAGAAAACUACAAAGAGAGUAACAUGAAGAUGAUUACCUACAUACAUAAGUACACAAAUGCUGUUAACAUUUCAAGUCCAAUAAACGAAACUCUAUACUUUA